AUGCUCUUCGAAAACCGUAUACAUCUCGACACCGAUACUUUUGAAGAAUCAGACUCGGAUUAUGAUAGAAGCUCGAGUUCUAUUGCCAGAAGCACUCCCUAUCCGAAAGAUGAAAAAGAUAUACUAAAAAAUAUUGACUACAGUGGUAGAAGCUUCCAGGAUGUAGAGUUGAAUCAACAAACAGCCUAUAACUUUGAUGAAGAAUCUAAAGUGCCGUUGUCUGCAACUUCUCAUGAAGAUAUGGAAGAACUACAAGAAAAGGAAGAAAUGAACCAUUUCAAAGUGCCCUUUUUCUCAAAAUUGACUGGGGGUUUCACUAUCAUAUUGGUGUUUCUUAUUGCUGUAUUAUCGACUGAUUUUGGUGUUUCAAGUUCCUGUCAAAAAGAUGGUUUAGCAUGUGUUCCCCAAAUGACAAUCAAACCAACUGAUGAUACUCUCAAGGCUAAAUUAACUUUAUCCACCCUUAGAGAAGGUCUUAAAAUGGUUUCUUAUUUGGCUACUGAUCUCGGUGUCUCCAAUGACGAUUUACAAUCAAAUGUAGAUUAUAUGAAUACCAUUGAUACUUUCUCCACAAAUAAACUUUACAAGUUUAAUUCAAAUGGAUUUUGCCGUUAUAAUAGUGACUCCAAAGAACAGUAUUGUUCGAAUGGUCAUGGUCUUGAUAUUUUUUCUAGUUUGGCUGCUGAUAUCGGUAUACAAUUAGGUAAAGUUGGUGGUGGUAGCGCAAAUGAUUCACAAGAAAUGCGUGAUUCUAUGGUUUCAACUUAUACUAAUAUUGUUGACUUAUUAGAUGCCCUUUAUUAUACAGCGAUUAAUAAUGAGACUGAAUCAAAUAGCUUGAAAAUGGAACAACUUAAUGCUGCUCACCAUCUUAAAUCUAUUAGAUCAUUUGGUGAAUUAAUGUCUAAAAUCCCAAAUUAUACCAUUUCGAUUUCAAUCAUUGCUGUUAUAUUAUUAGUUUCCCUUUUUUUCAUGGAAAGAAGAAGAAGUAUUAAAGGUACUAAAGCUAAUAAUAAAAUAGUGUCCAAUGUUUUGUACGGUGGUAUGUUUACUAUACUAAUUGUUCAUUUGGGAAUAUUAUUAGGACGUAACAUCUUACAAUUAAGAACGUUUCAUUCUAUAGAUUUGUUUUUCAAAGCAUACGAAAUUGCAAAAGUUGAAUAUGGCUGGGGUCAAUUAUUGCUUUGGCUAAUGGUACUUUGUGAUUUGGCUGCAAUAUUUGCAUUGUUCAAAAUAUUUAGACGUAGAUAA
Messenger RNA from Hyphopichia burtonii NRRL Y-1933, 1251 nucleotides. RefSeq lists its product as uncharacterized. The record is from RefSeq and is a predicted model, not a curated record. Bases 1 to 1251 code for a protein of 416 amino acids. Lineage: Eukaryota; Fungi; Ascomycota; Pichiomycetes; Serinales; Debaryomycetaceae. The transcript has a single exon.